This is a messenger RNA of Podarcis lilfordi (Lilford's wall lizard), 17423 nucleotides long. The record is from the annotation of a GenBank genome assembly. NCBI's taxonomy places the organism in Eukaryota, Metazoa, Chordata, Lepidosauria, Squamata, Lacertidae.
AUGGGGCUCCCUUGCCAAUUGAUGGUAAAGCAAGCCAUUGGACAGGCCAUCAUGCAUGAGGACGGUUUUUCGAAUGGAUUUGAAUCACACUUUGACUUUUUUCUAAUUCAAGAUAGUGCCUCACGGAAGCAGGGAGCUUUGCAGAGUCCUUUGGAGACUGUGGAAAAGAUUGCGCAAGAGAGAGGCUUGGCACCAGAAGAAAUUCAGAACUUGCUGAACAUCGCACUCAGUGCCAAGCUUGGUAAAGAAGACAUGUUUUGGCUUCUCUUUCCCCUUGGCAGCAAAGUAUGUCAAAGUAGCUGCAUUGCCCUGCCUUCUCGCUUACCAAGAACCGGGGCUGCUUCGAGCUUGUGAGAAAUUAUCAAGAGUGAAGUGUUCUAGUGAGUUUCAGGUAACUUGGAAAGCAUGGUAAUGAUGUCUUGGUUCUGAAGAAUGAUAUUUCCCCCAGUCUGACUUAGUUAUCCUGGUGAUGAUUCAGCUAGAUGUUGUACACGCUGACCAUAUUCCAGAAGGGGUUUGUUGUCUUGGCCUUGCUUUGGCUUACUGAGAUCUGUCUUCUCCCUAUAGGUGCUCAUUCUAAAAUGGAUAAUUGUAACGUUUGACUUCAUUGAUCAGAAGGAAAAUAUGAGUGCUCUCUAUGGUUUCUUCUUCCGCUUCUUAAAAUAUGAGAAACUGGUAAGAUAAAAAGGAAUGUGUUAUUUUGAAGGAACUCGCUUUUAUUCUGACAUUAACCCAAAUCAAACAAUAAAGAGUACUUUCCGACCACACAACAGGACACCAUGUGAAAAGUGGGGCCUUAAAAAUACCUCUCCCAUUUCCUUCCUUUUCCUGUCUUGUUCCUUCCCAAUGGGCGCAGGCAGGCAGGUAGGCAGGCAGGUGCAGGCAGGCAGGCAGGCAGGCAGGCAGCUAUCCGAUGUCGAUCCCGCCCGUUCCUCCCUCCACCCCCCUCAAAGACAGCCGCGCAGGCAGCUAUCCGAUGGAGGGGGGGGGGAAUCCUGUUCUGCAUAGAUAUCAAUUCGGGUGUGAUAGUCUUAUGUUUGCAUACUUAUUGGAAAAUAAAAAUAAGUUAUUUUAGAGCUUGUAUUUGUGUGUAUUCAUGGUAUUAUUUGUAGACCCAGUAGAUGGCAGUGUGGUGUGGAGAGUGUUUUUGGCAGCCCGUGAAAGGAUAGAGGGUGGAACGUUGACCGUUCAAAGGCACUAUAAACAAUAUAUAUAUAUAUAUAUAUAUAUCUCCACAUUUUCCUAGCUACGUUUUCCCAUAAAAGUAUACACUCGAAUAAAUUUGAAUCAAAUACAUUUGGAACAAGUGAUUGUUACAUUUAAGGAACAUUCUCUAGGCGAUGAGAUUGGGGGGAAAUACAAAAACCCAUUCGGAUACAUUUGGAUACAUUUAGAAAAGUACAGCAUUUUGAGGAAAAAUACAUUUGAGUCGAAAAAUACAUUCAGAUCCAUUCUUAAAGUCAAUGAGAAAGAUACAGCAAAAAGGAUACAAUUCGAUACAGCGAAAAACGAUCCAUUCCCCAAGGCAAAUACGAUCUAUUUGAUAUUGGUAGGGUCCUUCUCCUUCAUUCCCCUCUCUGACCCUGACUCUCUUACGACACAGGGACCAUCCCAGAGUGUGGGCAUAACUUCUGCCGGUCCGGCCUGAUCCAGUGCAGCGGGGCAAAAACGAGGCUGGCUUCCUUUCCUCAAGGCCGAGUUGGAGUCCAGAGAAGGAGCCUCGUCCGCAAUCGGCAAUUGGCUACCUUUGUCAAAGGAGCCAAGACUCUCAGUCUUCAAGAGGGAAAGGAGGAGUCUGUGAGAAGGACCAGGAGCCCCUGAAACUCUUUUGCAAGGAGGAUGAAGGCCCCAUCUGUGUGGUUUGGGGCAGAUCCAAGAAGCACAAACACCACGAGGUGAUUCCUCUGGAAGAGGCUGUCGAGGAAUACAAGGUAUCUUGAGGGGGAGAAAUAGCUGUGUAUUCUUCUUGGCAGGUUAUCUUCUGAAUUCUCAGAUCCAAAGUAGGCAUGGUAUUCAUUGGUGGUUGUUUAUUACCUUAGAAGCAGCCAAGGGGAAGCCUGAGGGCUGCUGGGAUGGCUGGGAGGAGGAAGUUGAAGUCUUUCUCUCUGCCAGGGGGGCCAAGGGAUCUUCCCUUGAAAUACAGCAGCUUCAUGGGACCAUGGCAGGGAGAGAAAGGGUUAACCUCAUCCACAUCCCCCAGCAAGGUUGCUUUGUACAUAUUUAGAACACUACAAAUGUGAAUUGCACAUGUCUCCUUUGGCUAGCAGGAUGCCUCCUCAAUGCCCUGCAAAGCAGAUAGCAGCAAGGGGUCAGCUGCAAGGGGGUGGGGACUGGGGGCCAGUGUUAUAAGGAAAAAACGGCUCCUUUUCCUUUCUGGGGUACCUCAGAGCCCAUAUAGAGUCCUUUUGUAGCUUCUCUAUCGGUAGGAGAAAAUAACAGAGGCCAACCAGAGAAUAUUGAGAACCAAAGCAGCUAGUAAGCCAGAUCUUUAUUAACUGUUGCAACAGGGUGCUCACCCCCCCCCCACGCAGGAGGGAGGAGGAGACCCCGAACCAAGUCCUUAUACAGUGGUGCCCCGCAAGACGAAUGCCUCGCAAGAUGGAAAACCCGCUAGACGAAAGGGUUUUCCGUUUUUGAGUUGCUUCGCAGGACGAAUUUCCCUAUGGGCUUGCUUCGUAAGACGAAAAUGUCUUGCGAGUCUUGAGAUUUUUUUUCGCUUUCCCCCCUUUUUUCUAAGCCGCUAAGCCGCUAAUAGCCUUUUAGCAGCUAAGCCGCUAAGCCUUUAAUAGCCACUAAACUGCUAAUAGCGCUAAUCCGCUAAGCCGCUAAUAGGGUUGCCUCGCAAGACGAAAAAACCGCUAGACGAAGACACUCGCGGAACGGAUUAAUUUCGUCUUGCGAGGCACCACUGUAUAGACAUUUGAAAUUGCCCACCCUGGAGCCCAAGACCACCCCUCCAUACAUCAUACAUACAUCACAGAAGGGGCGGCCUACAACUCUAGUGUAGGAAAUACACCUUAUUUCUUACUGCAUGGAAAGAAGCCUACGGUACACUACCUUCAUGUGUUUGGUUGUGAGGCCUGGGUGCUUAUUCCAAAGGCUCUACGCAAGAAAGGUGUGCCAAGAUCUAAAAGAAUGAUCUUUGUAGGGUAUGAGCCUGGCUCAAAGGCCUGGAGGUUUGCGUACCCAAGUGGAAACCAGUCUAGGUUGGUUAUCAGCAAUAGCGCUGAGUUCUGUGAACAAGCCGGUUGGAAACGUCUGCACGCUAAUCCAGACGUGAUUCCACAGUCGUUCUAUGACUCAGACGUUGAGGAGGAAGACAAACUCGUUGCUGGGGACCAUGGUCCAGAGCAACAGUGUCCACCACAGGGACAGAGUCCAAGGCAGGGACAGCUGAGGAUCCCUCAGAGGGGGGAACCUAGAACACCUCCUCAGGCAAGUGUUAAGUCUGAGCCAAAGAGUGAGCCUUCCUCACCUGCUGGACCAGUUGUAAGGCCCAAGAGGCGCAGCAGGUCAGAGGGGGAAGACACUGAAGUUGAGGAUGAUUUAGCUGGACCCAGUGAAGCAGCAGGGUUACCAGGAUUCACACUGAGGAGAUCAGCGAGGACAAGGAGGCCUCCUGAAGCUUCAGGCGUCUGGGUAGGUUCAGCCAGGUGUGAACCUGAAUCCUUCGAGGAUAUUCAGAGUUUACCUCAGGAAGAAGCAGGUAAGUGGCACAGGGCAAUGGACAAAGAGAUGAAGUCCAUGGAAGAUCUAGGUGUGUUCUCACUCAUAGAGUUGCCACCAGGCAAGCAGGCAGUGAGUUGCAGGUGGGUUUACCGUUUGAAACCCACUGACACUGGAGAGCCACAGUAUAAAGCUAGGUUAGUUGCUCGAGGAUUCACUCAGAGAAAGGGAAUACACUUCACGGAGGUGUAUUCACCAACGUCACGAGCAGAGACUCUGAGAACGCUUUUAGCUUGUGCAGCACAGAGAGGCUGGAAGGUAAACCACUUUGAUGUGGAUGUUGCCUACCUAAACUCAGAUCUCCAGGAGGAGCUGUACAUGAUUCCUCCUCCGAGGUUUGAGAACUUGAGACAGGGUGUUGUGUGGAGAUUGCACAAAUCCAUCUAUGGAUUACGUCAAUCUGCCAGAAACUGGAACAUGUGCCUGAAUGAAGCCUUAGAAGAGCUAGGUUUCAGAAGAAGUGUUGCAGAUAGUUGCCUUUAUUUGAGAGGACCAGGUGCAACACAAGAGUAUUUGCAGAUUUGGGUUGAUUAUUUGUUAUUCUUCUCAGAGACAGGUGAACAGGCAGAGAAGUUUGCCAAAGAGCUAGGUAAACAGUUCAAGCUUAAGCAGCUUGGUGCUGUCAAAACCUAUCUAGGUGUCAAUGUUGACCGAGCACAGGAUGGAAGCUUCUUGCUCAGCCAGAGAGGCAAAAUUGAGCAAAUGCUUCAGAAGUUCAGAAUGAGUGAUUGUGCAGGAGUGAGAAGUCCUAUGGAGACUAGUUUUGUGAAGGACAGUCAGCAAGUAGAACGCGCUGCAUUCGAAAAUGCUGAAGUGUUUCAGUCAGCCCUAGGGAGUUUAUUGUACUUGUCCCAGUGGAGCAGACCUGAUAUAGCGUUUGCUGUCAAUCUGCUCAGCAGGGAAGCUUCAAACCCUAGUGUGCAAGCCUGGAAUGGCAUCAAGAGAGUUCUGAGGUAUUUGCAGGAAACCAAAGACUUUUGUCUUAGGUUGCCAGCACAAGGAGAAGUCAAACUGACUUGUUUUGUGGACUCGGAUUGGGCUAAUCUUGAGGAUCGCAAGUCUGUGUCUGGCCUAGUGGUGAAGUUUGGGAACUCAGUAGUUGGAUGGAGGUCCAAGAAGCAAAGUCUUAUAGCGCUCUCAUCCACUGAGGCUGAGUUCAGUGCUCUUUCAGAGGUAUGCAGAGAAGUAGAGUUCUAUGCUUGCUUAGUGCAGGAACUCUGCGGAGUGGAUUGUCUGCUGAUACGUGUUUUCGAAGACAGUCAACCAUGCCUUCGUUUGGCUGAGACGGGUCAAUUCAAGGCCAGAACUAAACACCUAGACAUUCGCUUUCAGAAUGUGUGUCAGAGUGCUCAGGAGGGAUUAGUUGCACUGAAGUACUGUCCCUCUGCCAAGAACCUAGCUGAUGGGUUCACGAAGCCACUCUCCUUCCAAAGACAUGGGGAGUUUUGCGAAGGUCUGGGUUUGGAACGACAAAGGGUCAAUUCUCCCCUCAGGCGCGAGACAAGAGGGGGUGUUGGGUGUAGUGAAGGGUUAACCUUCUAUGCCUCGAGCCUGAAGGGAUGGGCUUACAAGGGAAGUAAGCCAGGACGUGACGCAAACAGCUUGGAAUGUUGUGUACUGAGUGGAAAUCGAAAGCAUUCAGUACAGCCUCUGCAAGGAGAGAGAGAAGAUGCAGCUUAACACGGAUGGCUGUUGGAGAUUGUAAAUACGCUAUUUGUUUCCAAUAAAGAGAUAUUAGGAUAGAAGAAACGUCUGGACUUAUUUACUGCCCUUUCGCCACACAGACGCUGUGUAAUUCUGCUAAUUGCUUUACGACCGCUCCAAAGCCACACUGCGUAAACAGAAGCUUCAGAGACUCGCAGGGGAAGCGUGGCUGGGCGCCAAACAAUAAAGCAAUAAAUCUAUUGAAGAGAACAUGUAGUGACGAAGCCGGAAAAUGGCAGGCUCCUUUGGGCAGCAUUUCAGGUGCCAGAAAGGGUCUUUUGGAUCACUGAAAAAAUAGUGUCUGAACAAGAAUAACGGGGCCCCUUGCUUUGGGGAAGGAUCAUCAUUUGGUGGUGUGCCAUAUGCUUUGUAUGCAGAGUCUCAAGUUGAAAGGCACCUCCACCUGAAAAAGGAUUGGGCCACAGAGAGCUGCUGCCAGCCAGAGUAGACUUAAUUAAUUAAUUGUGGGGUUGGAAGGGAUCACGAGGGUCAUCUAGUCCAACCCCCUGCAAUGUAGGAAUCAAAACUGGGGGAGCUCAGAAAUUCAUUCUGACCUGGUAGAAGGCAGCUUUUGAUUUCCUAACAACUCUCUCCAUGAGGCAAAAUGCCUGCACACCUGCAAGGUCCGCCCCUUAAGAAGUUGGACUCCCAAGCCCCAUCAUCUCCAGCUGUUGACCGUGGUCAAGAUCACAGGCCGUGUGUGGAGCCAAAGUUUGACUGUGUGAGCCUUGUGUGUUGCCUCAGCCAGUCCAACAGUCCUGGUGUCUCUCCUGUCUCCUUGCAGUGGGAAGUGCCGUGUGCCAGCAUGGUGUGAGCCAAUCCUCUGGAGAGGAGGCAGCGUGAAUCAGCUCAACUACCAAAGCCACAUGGAAUUGAAAAGGAGCGACCACAAGCCCGUCAGCUCCCUCUUCCUCACAGGGGUAACACUUGCCCUGGUCAGGGCUAUCGUCUAUUCAGGGUUUUUAGUUGCCUGCUAUGUGGCACCUCCUCGAAUCUGGGCAGGCCCUGACCAACAACCAGGCCCCUUUCCACAGAGCUCCUCCUUGGCCAAUGACUUCCGGUGCAAGGAGUGGGCAGGUUUUGGCUCUGUUAAAUCCCUAGGCUUCCAUUCUCCACUGUUCUGAGUACACGCUGCUCCUGCAGGCAUGGCAGACCACAUGGGCUGAACUGUAUACCUUAACCGCUGGCUCCAUUCAUGCAAUGGAGCUUCUGUGGUACUCUGGCUUGGAGCAUUUGGCUUCAGCCCAUUGGGUCUGGAAGUCACAGCCGCUGCCAUCCUGGGGAAGCUCUCAGAGUUACAGUACUUGCCUCUUUCAGGGCUGGGAACAGGGGGGUGCAUCAGGCCUUUCUGCUCUUAACUCAUGCCCCCCCUUUCAGUCCAUAGCCCCAACAAAUGUGCUCUGCCCCCCCCCCCAUAGGUGAAGGUUGUGGCUGACCGACGGUACCGGAAAGUGUUUGAGGAUAUUGUUCAGUUGAUGGACAGGAUGGAGAACGAAUUUCUUCCCUCCCUGGAGGGGAGGUAAAGACGAAUAGGAUCCUCUCCAACCCCUUAAAGAGGGUUUGCUGCAAAAAGACCAGGGGGGAAAGAAGCCCUUGGCCCAUCUAGCUCAGUCUUGAGCGGUUCCCCAGGAUUUCCGGGGGAUCUCUCCCAGCCCUACCUGGAGAUGCUGGGGAUAGAACCUGGGACCUUUGCAUGCAAGGCAGAUGCCCUUCCACUGAGCGGCAGCCUCUUCCUCGCAGGCAAAGACUCCAGGGGUAGCCAGCGUGGUGCCCUCCAGAUGCUGGACUACAACUCCCAUCAUCCCCAGCCAACAUGGCCAGUGGUGCUGGGAAGUUUUUGCCUCUGCGCACGGGUCUGGGAAUGUUCUGAUCAGUUCCCAUUGAGUUCAUGAAACAGUGUACCUUGACCUGUUCUUAACGCAUUGUUGACCACAUCUACGGACUGCAAUUGUUAUGUUCUUUCAAGUCAUGCAAUAUCAAUCACUAGUAACCAUGUGUUCCCUUUCCCAACCCUUAUGAUUAAUGCCCUUGCAUUGUAUUCAUGUUAACCAAUCAGCAACAAGCACAUAUGUGGAAAGGUUGUAAUAUUCAAUAAAAGAGACUCCUCGGGGGCUUGCUCGGGAGAUGCCUCUCACAUGACACCUGCUACUCGUCUGUCGUUAUUUCAACCCAACACAGUGGCAAGUGCAGCAAUAUCUGGAGAGCCACACAUGGACCUGUUGCAUGUGCAGUCCCCUAAAUGAGAGCCCGGGGCCAAGGACAAACUUCCCCCUGGAGCACGUUUCCUUGCCUCUGCUGAAGGCAAGCACUCUCUUUCCUCCCCCCCCCCUUUGCUCUGCAUUUUCCGUUUGAGAAUGUGAAGUUCCGGCAGCUACAGAAGGAGAAGUUCCAGAUCACAAACAACGGGCAGGUCACCCUCCACUUCUCCUUUAUCCCCAAGCUCAGUGACAGCCAGUAUUGUAAGCCCUGGCUUCGCGCUGAGCCCUGCGAGGGAUACUUGGAGCCCAGCGAGUCUCUCUCUGGAAUCAGAGAACUGUAGAGUUGGAAAGGGACCCCAAGGGUCAUCUAGGGAAGGCCUUGGUUUCCUUUUCAUCCCCCCUUUUCUCCUCCUCUUCCCAACCCUCCUCCCUCAAACCUUGGGAGUUUGGUAGAGCAGGGGAGGCUUAACAUUUGUGGGCUACAUUGCCCCAUGCUCAAGCCUCCAAGGGCCACAUGUCAAAGCAGCUGAGCCCAAAGCGCAAAAGUGUGUGUGACCAGCUUUAAAUACACACACACACACACACACACACACACACACACAAAUGAAUUGAAGCGAAACAAUGCUGGUGGGUCCCAAAAAAACUUUUGGCAUCGCAGGGAACCAGUGAGAGCAGUCCGUCCAAAAAUUACUUUUUUUAAAAAAAUAUGCGUAUUUUUAUGUUGUGGAGGCACAAAAAUAUCUUGGGGAACAUAUAGAACUAGCCAAACUUUUAAAAACUCAAUGAAAUGUAAACUAAAAAAGAAAGUUACAUUGGGGCGCAAAAAUCCUUUAAGAGACAAAUAAAUGCUUUCCCUUUUUAUAUUCUUUUGUUAGGAUCACUUUCUCUCACCCCCCAGUAUCCUGUCACCAUCUUCUGUGCAGCUGCUGCUUUGGAGGAAUAGAGAGGAAAGUGGGGUGGGGGUGGGAACUGAGUCGCUUCUUUUCCUAAUUCUUGAAGUUAAGGUUUUCCCCAUACACCUGUGAGAACAGGAGGCUGUACUAGAUGGGCCAUUGGCCUGAUCCAGCAGGCUCCUAUUGUGUCCUUCUGUUCAAUUCUUCACUGUCUUCACUUUUAAUUUACAGACAAGCCAACUUGGCUGUGCCAAAGAGUGUAUCUACCUGACCUCCUCCCGUUUUAGGUGAGACGGACAUUUCCCUGGAUGUGUACAUCAGCAAGGAAGAGAAGAUUGAGGCUAUCUUUGUCCUUCACCUUGACCCUGGCAAGGACUAUUUCCUCACCCUCAGUGGGAGCUACCUACCAAGCUGCUUCGGGACCUCCUUGGAAGCCUUGUGCUGGAUGAGGCAGCCGAUUGGCGAAGUUCCCGUCACCAGACUUAUGGACCUGGUAGGGAAAGGGGUUGAUUUACCUGGCAGGUUCAUGUGCUGAAUGUCUACCCUUCCCACUCUGCUUGCCUGCUUGAAAAACAGCUGCUCUUCCACUCAGCAAUGUGGGGGCUGGGGGUCCUUCGCUGCAUUCAGCGUCACCUUCUGUAGCUGUGCAUCCGCUUCCUGUGUGCUGUUCAUGCCCUUUGUUUGCCUUGACUGAGUCAUCCCAGGUUCUGGUCCUCCCACCUGCCCUUUCGCAGGGCCACUGAACCGUGUGCAUUUCCCUGCCAUCUGCCCAGAUACUGUUCAGCCAACGGGCUGUUUCUUUCUCUUCUCAGGGCCUGUGCCAUUAACACCCUUGGUUGUCUUUUGCUCUUGCCUUCCUCCUCUGAUCUCAGGGAGAAGACAGCUUCCUAGAAAAGGUAACAGUUGGUUUGGUAUCCUCUAGAUGUUCUUGUAGCGGGCUCAAAUCAGGUACAGGCAACGCCCCGUUUACACGGGGGUUGCGUUUCGAGGUACUGUGCGUUUAAAUGAAAUUGCGUAUAAUGGGGACAGCAUUGGAAAAUCCUGCAAACCCUCUCUAAACUUCCGGAAACCCUUUUGAAAGGCCUUUUGAAAACCAGCAGCACUUGCCAGCCUCCCUGCAAAACUCCUUGCUCCAACUCUCCACAGGCCUGAAAGGUCGGUGCCAAAGCUCCUGGGAGGGAGUCGAGGUGCUGUUUCCAUGUCGCUUUGCCGCUUUUGUGCUCUUGGGGGGGACAUUUUUGCCCCUUCAAGUGCCCCUUCCAGUGUGCAUGUGCCCCGAAGGCACGUAAAUGGAGUUGCCCUUGUCAACGAUCAGCAGCUGCUCCAUGCAGUGGCAGCUGGUCCCUUAGGGCAAACCAGGCACUACCCCACCAACCUUGUUAGGAUAAGAUUUAUUGCUUUACUCUUGGUGUCCGGCACACUUCCCUGUGGCUCUGCAGGUCGUAAAGCAAUUAGCAGAAUUGCACAGCGUCCGUGUCGAAAGGGCAGUAAAGGACGUCCCACACGUUUCUUCUUUUCUAGUAGCACUUUAUUUGCUCAAAAAUAGCAUAUUUACAGUCCAUCUGAUUCAAGCUGCAUUUUUGCGACCUGUCUCUCUCAGCAGCUGCGUAGCAAAGCUGCUUUCACUUUUCACUCAGCUCACAGCAUUCCAAGCUGCUUUCGUCACGUCCUGGCUUACUUCCCUUGUAAGCGCCUCCUCUCAGCCUCGAGACACAGAAGGUUAACCCUUCACUACACCCAACAAACCUGACUUUCCUCUCAGGCAACCCGCACCUGCCUGCCUUCUGACUCAAAUCCAGUCCAGGUGGUGGCUCUAGCUCUCUGCUUUGGUCUCUUCCCUAGUCUCAACGUGGCCCUUGUAGAACUCGGCAGAGGAGAACGGAGACGAAACCAGAAUUUGCCAUCCCUGCUUGUCACUGAUUUUGCGCUGCUUGACUUUGGGUCCGCUUGCGAUUGGCAGCACGGGAGGCAGAAAGCCCAGUUUUAUGAUGCAGGCGCCAGCCCCCUCUGGCCCCAAGAGCCAGUUUUCUCCUUGUCUCUGUGCUCAGCAACUGCUGCACAGACUAUGCCACUCUGGCUUACUCUUACCACCUGAGCACUGGCAUUUGGGAAGCAGUAGUGGCUGCUUUGGGGUGGCUCAGGGAAAUGUCACUCCUCUCGAAAUCAGAUCUACUUGGGUGUAUUAUUCUAGCCACAAGGAGACAGUGGUGACUGUCAAUUUGGACAGCUGUAGACAUUUAGAACCAUGGAGGAUAUGUUUAUCAGUGGCUACCGGUCAGGGCUAUUUCUUGCCACUAUUAUCACAAACCACAUGCUUUUGAUUACCAGUUUCUGGGGAACAUGAUGGACAGAGUGCUCUUGUCCCCGUGUCCCUAUGGACUCCCAAGGGCAUGUGGUUGGCCAUUGUGGGAACAAAAUGCUGAUCUAACCCAGCAAGGCUCCUGUGUUCUUUAGCAUGCACCAGCUACUCUUGCACUAAGACUCUGAUACAGCAUGUGUCAUUCCCCACACCAAUACUCUCUCUCUCUCUCUCUCUCUCUCUCUCUCUCUCUCUCUGCAGGGGCGGGGAGUAUUGGCGGAGGGGGAGGGGGGAUGAACUGGGUCCUAAUCAACAGCUGCCCUGGGGAUGAGGGGAUCAAAUUCUCCAUCCUUGCCAGCUCCUUUUAGUGAUGGGCUGCUUGCCAUUGCUGUGCUCCUAAAGCUCUCUUGCUCCCCCCUCCUCUCUUUCUCUUUCUCUUGAAUGUGGUAGCUUGAGAUAGAACUAACCACCCUGAACAUUUCUGGAGAGGAAGAUGGGAAGGAGGCCGGAGGCAUUGUUCACCAGCUGCUGUGUGCUGCAUUGCCCAUACAAAGUCGUGGGCUGGGGCUCCAGCUGUUGCUCAGUUUCUACCACUGCCUCUGCAACGUGCUCUAGACAAGGGGUGGUGAACAUGUGACCCCAUCAUCUCAUCAUGCUGGCUGGGGCUGCAGCCCAUCAACCUAUGAAGGCCCAUCCAUGUUCUGUUGCUGUUUUUGUUACUUAUUUCCUGCCCUUCACCCUAAGGUCCCAGGGCAGGUUCCAGCAAUUUAAAUAAAAUGUUAGCCAAACCUCAUGUCCACAGCUGCAUAUUCAGUAAGCUUUUGGGUGAACUGCACAUCCGGAGUGGGAGGAUUACGAGCUGCAUAUUAAUAGGGGGAGGGGGAGCUUGGAUUUGGGGUGCGUGCAAUUUGUUUUUCGUUUCCCCACUUGAGAUGCUUGCUGUGGCUAGGGCCGGGCGAUAUGUCAAUAUAGAUAUAUUUUCAAAUCAGCUUGAAGUCUAGAUAGUGAGACUGGUUUCAUAAUUUCUGACCUGGCAAUAUAUUGCGAAUCAUGAUGUGUGUGUGUACUAUGCAAAAAACACCAUGUGGGGGGAAACUGUGAAGCCAGACAAUCCUUCUCUAGAUUCCUGCAGCCCCUGUGGACUCUGCUGGUUCAGCUUUCCCCUGCCCUCCUGCAGGGGGCAGCAAAAAUCACAAUGCGGGGGAAACCGUGAAGCCAGCCAAUGCCUCUACAUAGCUCCAUCUUAUUUCAGACAUCGUGAUAUAUUGGUGUAUUGCAAUCUUUAGCUAGUGAUAUAUCACCGUGUUGAAAGCCAGCUAUCGCCCAGCCCUAGUUGUGGCCUCAGAGGGCAAGACUUGUCCACCCAGCUGGAGCAAGGAAAGAAUGCAUACAGGCACACAUUCUGUCAGGCUCUCAUGCCAGUCCCGCUUGUCAUUGGACCUCCAGGAGAAGCAGUUUCUGGAUAUCGUACCCCAGGAUGGUGAUGACUCCACUGAGCGGCCAAGGAGAUCUGGCUUUUGGUGGGCCACCUCUUCAAGAAUGCCUGCCACCAGGUGAGCUGAGGGGGACUGUACCAUUGAAAGGAUGGGUGUUGGCUGGAAUCCAGUACCAGUUUUGGGGUGUGCAGCUUCCAAACGCCACAAUUGAUUUAUAUCUUAGCUACCGACUCGCUCUUACAAACUCCUGCUGUGAGUAUAGUGGCACCUUGGUGGAGCGGCAGCGGGUGGGACAUCCAGCAUACGGUCUUCCUUAGAGCGGCUCAGAAGAACCUAAGUGUUCACAACCAUUGUCUGUCUAUCCCUCGCAAAGCAGCUCUCUGACACUCGCCACUAGAAGACGAGGGGAAUGAUUUCACUCUCCCAUUGCCCCAAAUCAUGAGAAGGGUAGUAGGAAUGCUACUGUGGAAAGCAGGCGGGAUACAAUUUUCAGCCCUUGUGCCAGCUCUCUUGGUGAUGGGCUUCUCUCCAUUGUGGCAUUCCUCGACCUCACAUUAUGCACCCCAGGGCUGGAUUGUUCUGCAUGCUAUCCAGGAUGUACCUCAUCCCUUCCUAACGCAUGGGUGAUACUCUGCUUCAGGAGGACCUCUUCCAAACCCCGGGCAUGCAGGAUGAGCUGCAGGAGAGAACUGAGUGCCUGGACACCAGCAUUCCUGAGACGAUCUGUAACCUCUUUGGGGGACAUUGUUGGGGAGUAGGGCUGCUUGGUGGUUUUCUUUCACUCUUGGCUGGAGUGGACCUCACUUUUAUAUACCUGGUGGCUUAGGUUCCUAGGCCACCCCAUCCUUAAGGCUCUGGGACACAGCACAAUGAAAUGCCCACAGUAAAGUCCAGUCAUGCAUCCAAACAGCUUCACAGCUUUAACCCAUGUAAUGGGUUUAGGGGUUGCUCGUGUGUAAGUUGCCGCCACUCCUGGCUAGGUUACCUGGUUAACGCUUUCUGACUGAACAGCCUCCAGCAUCGUGACUGUCUCAGUCACUGGCAGAAUCCGUCAGUGGGCGUUUCUUAAACUUCUUCCAGCACAAAAGUUCCUUGACGCCAAGUCUCCUCCUACUCUCCCUGCGCGGAAGUCUUCUGCGCAGGGAGGGUGUGGGCAGUGGAGUACCCGUACUCUCUCCGCUGGUCUCCGGCGAGGAGUCUUGGAGCCUCCUCCCCGAUUCCCCCAUCUGCCCCCCUUCUCUACUGGUGUUACGCUGAUUUCCUUCCCCAGCAGAUGGGCUCCCUCUCUCCCUACUGGGACCCUCUCCGCCAUCCCUUUGGAGCCUUCCCUCCGCUUCCAGCUCCGAUGGCAGUUCCCUGACAACCCCCAUUUGAAAACAUCAGCCUGGCUAGAUAGAGCAGAGGUGGGGAACCUUGACAGGCCCGCAGGCCCCACAUCUAGCAUCAUACGUGGUGUCAGGUGUGGAGACAGGUAAAGACAUGGCUGCAAAGGAGCUUCAAUUGUUCUUUGGCAAGCAGGGUUUGUUGACCGCACUUUUGGAGUUGACCACUAGUAUUUGUUGUUUGGAUUGAAACCAUGCCUGCAGAAGGACAUUUCCUCGGCAGAUCAGCUUUGCAGGCAGCUUCGUCAAGAGGGGAGGUGUGGGAUAAUUACAGUGGGAUGGCUCAGCUGGUAGAGCGUGACACUCUUAAUCUCAGGGCUGCGGGUUCAAGGUCCACCUUGCGCCAAAAGGGGGAACUUGCAAGGUGGGCCCACAUGUAUAAGGACCAAGCUUCUUGCUUUGGACCAGCCUGGGAAGGAGGCAGGGUGCAGGUAACAGGACAGAACACUUCCCUUGCCAGGCUGUCAAUAGCUGGCAGUGACCACUCGGUGGCCGAAGCUCUGCUCAUCUUCCUGGAGGCAGUGCCAGAACCAGUCCUUUGCUAUGAACUGUAUCAACACUGCCUUGAGUGCUCACAUGACAGCCACCUCUGUCGCCAGGUUGGCCCCAGAGCCCCAUCUCUUCCUGGCUGGUCUGUGGUGUGUACAGAAGCAUAGAAUCAGAAGGGAUUUCCAAAGUCAUCUAGUCCAAAUCUUCCGGGGUGGCGCCAUCGGCAAUGGCGGACUCCCUCUGAACUGGAGGGACCAGCUCCGCAUGAAACGGGUCUUUUCCGCUGCGGCGAAGCGGGGACCCUUCUGGAAAUCACAGGCGGAUGAAGCCUGUGACCGUGGGACUCGGCAGGCACCCUUAGCGCCCCCCCAACCCGCAAAGGAACCCACAAACGGGCUCCGAAGCGAAGAGGGGGAAGUGGCGCGGUGCUGUGAGUCAAUCGCUUUUUCUGCGGAGCAAAGCCGCAUAGCCGUUGCCGGAGAGCGCUGCCUUUUUCCUGGGACAAUUUGGCAUCUAAAAUAACCAACCGUGAGUACUGGAACAUUGAAUAUUUGGACUUUAAAUAAGAACUGGCGAAAUAGAAAGGAAUUUGGACUUAAAAAUUCACCUUAAUUUGGUACUGAAACGGGAAGGUUUAAACAGGAAGUCCGCCUUCCGUUUCCUGUAGCCAGAACAAAGCAAAGACAACGCAAACUAGAGCUUUAAAAAUCACUUUUAAAGGAUUGACUUUCAUCAUUUAAAAUAGCUGAACCCCCCUUCGGUAGCAGGAGAAGAAGGGGGAUCUUUUUUGAGCUGUUUAAACCUGCAGAAGUGAAUCUAAAGCAAAGUAAUUUUCCACCGUCCUGAUCCUGGAGCGGGAUGUCAGAAUUGACGUUUGAAGCUCAUUGACCAGAAACAAAUGUCUUUGACAGAUAGUUAAAAGAAGAGAAACAUAGUGACUCCAUUGCUUCCUUUCGCAUUUUAAAAGAACAAAUAUGGACAAAAUAUCUUAAAAAAGAAACUUUGUUGCUAUUGUUUUUAAGAGAAAGAACAACCAGAAGUUUUUCCCCCUAGAGGGGAACUGUGAAAUUGUAAGUAAUCCCUGGGAGCUUGCAGCUGUCAUUGAUUACAACCGUGGGAAAGGGUUUGUGACCUUGCAGGACAAUGUCUUCAGAAGCACUGUUGGGUGCUUUCUGCAAAAUAAAUGCCCUAUUGGAUCAGUUAAGCCAGAAGACGGAUUUGAUGACUAAUGCGGCCAGAACCUUUGAACAGGUAGUGGGAAACUAUAUGGAGCCCACCCAGGAACUAAAACAGGAGUGUGCCAUGAGAGAACAGCUGAGAGAAGAGGAUUCUGCUGAAUCUUGGGCGCCAGAGACGGAGGGAGCUGUGGCCCAGCAGGAAUAUAAAUUUUUGGAUUUGACAAAUGAACUUGGAAAAGACCAGACUUGGAAAGAUAAAAUUUGGUUUGGUUUGGAAAUGGGGGUUGGAUAGACCCCCUAUACAGGAGAUUUGGACUUUUCGAGUCUGGAAAGGGGCCGUCAGAUGUCUGGAGCUGUGGGGGCUCUCAACUUUGAAGGGAAUCUGGAACAUGUUUUUAAAUACUACAUUGAGUCUAGUCUGGACUAUGGAAAAGGGACUGUUUUGUUGAAAAGGGUCAAAAACAUUACCAAGCUGGAGUUCCCACGAAUAAAAGGAAAAUAUGAAGAAGAGCUGCGGAAGGGACAUGGAAGAGACUUGAGGGCCUCGGAUAUAAGAUUGCCAGGUUAAUGUGCUAGAUUAAUAAGAUAAAAAGGACUGACAAAACCCGGGACCAGGAGGAAGGGACGCUGGAUGAAGAUUGCAUUGCUUAUUUUUCUAUUUUUAUCAUUAGGACUGUUUUAUAAAAUUGAUGAAUGUUAGGAAAAUGUUGAAAUGAAAUUAUUUGGCUCUUAUAAAAAAUGUUUAAAGAAUUAGGUAAGAAUGUUAUGGUUAGGAGAAGUUGGUAAAAAUUAAGAUUUAAGUUCUAAACUUUAAGGUUGUUGUUUUUUUAUAAGAUAAGAUGAAAAUAGAUUAAGGUAAUGUGAUGACAGAAUACUAUGAAUUAUGGAAAGGAUUUGCUGUGAUUAUUAUAAAUCAGGAUACAGGAAAAGGGAGGAGGAGGAGGUCAAGGAAAGAAGGUAUUGAAAGUGGAGAAUUGGAGAAAGAUGGUUUUACUUUUUCUUUUUCUUUUUUGUCUUGUUUUUUCUUUUGUGUAAUUUAAAAAAAAAAUCUCAAUAAAUAUCAUUUAAAAAAAACAAAACAAAGUCAUCUAGUCCAAAUGUUGCCGCGAGUAACAGGAAAUCCACUAAAACAUCCCUGAAAGCCAGUAAACCGGCACACUGGCAGGAGGGCUAGUCUGGUCUGGGAAGCCUUGUUAACUGCAGAGGUUGCUGAUGUCUCCUUUGAUAACCAUCCCUCUCGGUUGUGGAGGGGGGUGGGGUGCGCACAUGUUGCCUUUUUGCUUUCUGACCAGGACUUGUAACAAUAGCCCACCUGUUUCAGUGAACCUCGCUUGAAUUUCCAACCCAGGAAGCGGCCAUAUACUGGGCCAUCUAGCUCAGUAUUGUCGAAAUUGACAAGCAGUGGCUCUCCAGGAUUUCAGACAAGGGAUGUUCCCUACCCUCCUGGGAGAUGCUGGGGGUGGAGCCUGAGACUUUCUGCAUGAAAAGCAGAGCAAUGGCCCUUCCCCCAAGAUAUCUCAGUUGGUAGAGCAUAAGACUCUUCAUCUCAGUGUCCUGAGUUCGAGCCCCACCUUAGGCAUUGCAGGGGGGUUCGAUUAGUUAACCCUCGUGGUCCCUUCCGACUCUACAGUUGUAUUAUUCCCCAAAGUUCCCAGCAGGGUUCUAGUCCGGUUACCAUUUUAAACAUUCUUUUUUAAUGCCAGGUCUAAGCCUGCAAACACAACAAGUACACCGUGCUAGUGAUCCAUGCCCCUCCUCUAGCAAAGCUCUGCACUGAAACUCCAAACCGCCCCUCCCUGUCUUGCCGGUGAUCUGCCAGUUGCCGCGGUCGCACCAGAACGUGUUCUGCUUCGUGGUGGCUUUCCUGCGGGAGCUGCUGAAAUACUCUGAGAGCAACAACGUCAGUGGCAACAUGCUAGGUAAGGCCUGCCUGUCCUGGCUGGGAGCUGGCCUUCCUCCUGCUCCCGCCUCCUCUCAUGCAAAUGUUUUCGCUUCCCUGCAGCCACCCUCUUCGCCAGCCUCCUGCUACGGCCUCUGCCCAACCUUCUGCCGAGUGCCAUCGGCUUCCUCCUGGGCUUCCUGCUGGGGGCGGAUGACUACGAAAGGUGCCAAGCGUGA